CCGAGGGAGCGCGCGGGGCCGCAGCCAUGGCCGCCGUGCCCCCCGACUCCUGGCAACCGCCCACCGUCUCCUUGGAGACCAGAGCGAGCAGACCCGGUACCAGCCCGCGACGCGUUUGCGGUCUAGACAGUGCCCCGCACCCAGGAAGCGCUCAGUAAAUCCCGGCGAUGAUUUGACGGAUCGAUUGUGGGUCGUGGCCAGGACUGCACCUGUGCUUUUCCUGUACCCUGUAGCAUGGGGACCGUCGUGCUGGAGCUGUACUGGAAACACGCGCCGAAGACCUGCAAGAACUUUGCCGAGCUGGCCCGGCGCGGUUACUACAAUGGAACCAAGUUUCACAGGAUCAUCAAAGACUUCAUGGUUCAAGGGGGAGAUCCGACAGGGACAGGCCGAGGAGGGGCCUCCAUCUACGGCAAACAGUUUGAAGACGAACUCCACCCGGAGCUGAAAUUCACAGGAGCUGGAAUCUUGGCCAUGGCCAACGCGGGACCGGACACAAAUGGCAGCCAGUUCUUCGUGACUCUGGCCCCGACCCAGUGGCUGGACGGGAAGCACACCAUUUUUGGGCGUGUGUGCCAGGGCAUCGGGAUGGUGAAUCGAGUGGGAAUGGUGGAGACGAAUGCCCAGGAUCGCCCAGUUGAUGAUGUGAAGAUUAUCAAGGCCUACCCGUCCGGUUAAGACGCGGGGCCCGGGGGACCGUGGCCUGGGCCGGCUCCAGGAUUUGGUUCCGAUUCCCUCUGACGCUGCCCGGCCGGCCCGCCCCGGAUUGCUCUCUCGGCGGAAGAGGCCUGUGGACUCCGAGUCUCCUCUCUGCCGUCGGUAGAGUUCAUCUCGAGGCUCGACUUCGGACCGCAGGAUGUCGAGCCGACGGAGGCAUGGGUUUUCUGGGUGCAUUAGAGAAGGAACCAAAACCGAUGGCCUCUUCUUCUUCUUCUAGGGCAAACAUCGGAGAGAGGGAGGGAGGGAGAGAAGGGGGGGGAGAGAGAGAGAUGGUGUAUGUGUGCGUGCGUGCUCGUGUGUGUGUGUUUACGGAGUCCCGCAGUAGGCAUUGUUAAGUGUCCCUCAGCCUUGCUGACCCUUCCGGAAAGAAAUGGAACCAGAAUGAGGGUUCGUGGGAUGUACUACCUGUCACUCCCCAGAAAACCCAGCCAGCUUCCUGCUGGGAAGAAUGGCGCCUAUCCACCCUGAUUGUCCAAUCUUUGUAGGCUGGCUACAGAAGGACUCCAAGUUCCAUGUGUUUGCCAGCUUUCCUCUUUUCCCCCUUCCCCUCCCCACCCUAAUCUCCCAAACACGCUCUCGCUCUUAUCCUCCCUCUGUUGCAUUCUCUCUCUGCCCGCAUAUCUCCGAGGUUGCCUCUAAAUCAGGCUGUUUCCUAUCCCCAGAGGCUCCCCACCAGAGCCAAGGCACCUUGAACGCUUGCCAAAUGGAAGAGAUUUCCAGGAGAGAGGGAUAGGCUUCUAAGAGGGUGUCAAAUUAGGAGCAAUGCUCAAGCGUCCUUUGUUCUGAGUGGAAGGGAGCAGGAGAGCUGCUCUCUUAGUUUGUUUCCCAGGAAAGAGCUGGGAUCCUCAGAGUGCACAAGAACUUCUCACAUUCUCCUUUUUUUUCAAGGGUGGUAAAGGCAAACACCCUGAUUUCUUCCUAGAAAUCCAAGUAGAACCUUUUCCUCACUUGAGUUUUGCCUUUUUUUUUUUAUUCCCUGGUGGUUUUGUGGAAAUUCGAAACCUUAUUAGGUACCUUUUUGAAGAAGCAUCUGAAAUAAAAUGUCCUGUAAUGGAAA
Messenger RNA from Ornithorhynchus anatinus (platypus), 1777 nucleotides. RefSeq names its product peptidylprolyl isomerase like 1 (gene PPIL1). Bases 235 to 678 code for a protein of 147 amino acids. Gene Ontology annotation, biological process: protein folding; protein peptidyl-prolyl isomerization. Gene Ontology annotation, cellular component: catalytic step 2 spliceosome. Gene Ontology annotation, molecular function: peptidyl-prolyl cis-trans isomerase activity. Lineage: Eukaryota; Metazoa; Chordata; Mammalia; Monotremata; Ornithorhynchidae. The transcript has 4 exons. The record is from RefSeq and is a predicted model, not a curated record.